This is a messenger RNA of Protopterus annectens (West African lungfish), 3663 nucleotides long. It is a transcript of the gene JADE1, whose product is annotated as jade family PHD finger 1. NCBI's taxonomy places the organism in Eukaryota, Metazoa, Chordata, Ceratodontiformes, Protopteridae. Gene Ontology annotation, biological process: regulation of transcription by RNA polymerase II. Gene Ontology annotation, cellular component: histone acetyltransferase complex. The record is from RefSeq and is a predicted model, not a curated record.
GAAGAAACUCACUUGUUGAAUUUUGAUUGAUCUGCGUUGUCUCUUAUGUCUUCAUGAGUUGGUGUUAUAUGACUGUCGUAUUGUACCACGAUUGGUUAUGACGUUUGUGAUGGACUCAGGGAAAUUUUUGAACUCCUAAUGGGUGUUUCGAGUUAGAAAGAAACAUUAACGUGCUUCGCUAGUUUUCCUGAGGAGUGAGUUUUUAUUGCAGCUAUAAGGUCAUUCUACAUCUUGGUCUCAACAAUCUAGAUCUCAGCAAAGGAGGAACUCUUGGUCCACUCAUGACGACAGAAAACCUUCAGAGGUGUUCCGAACAGAUCUAAUAACAGCUAUGAAGCUGCAUGACUCGCAUCAGCUGAACCCUGAUGAUUACUACAUUCUGGCUGAUGCAUGGAGGCAAGAAUGGGAGAAAGGAGUACAAGUGCCAGUAAACUCAGAAGCCGCUCCCGAGCCUGGAGCAAGAGCCAUUGCUGAGAAGGAGAAAAGAGUCACUUUUGUUCGGCCCAGAAAGUACAUCCUUUCUUCUGGUUCACAGCCACCUGAACCUGGUUACGUAGAUAUUCGCACCCUGGCAGAAGGUGUUUGUCGUUACGAUCUUGAUGAUGUGGACGUAGCAUGGCGAGAAUUGGUCAAUGAAGAACUACAGGAAAUGGGAAUGAAUUCUAUAGAGGAGUACACUAUGGAAAGAGUUAUGGAGAUAUUUGAGCAGGAAUGUUAUGAUAAUUUAAAGCUUGCCAUUGAAUCGGAGGAAGGACUUGGAAUUGAGUAUGAUGAAGAUGUAGUUUGUGAUGUAUGCCAAUCUCCAGAAGGGGAGGAUGGCAAUGAAAUGGUGUUUUGUGACAAAUGUAACAUCUGUGUCCACCAGGCUUGUUAUGGUAUCCUUAAGGUGCCUGAAGGUAGCUGGCUAUGUCGCACUUGUGCUCUUGGUGUUCAGCCUAAGUGUUUAUUGUGCCCAAAGAAAGGAGGAGCUAUGAAGCCAACACGCAGUGGUACAAAGUGGGUUCAUGUCAGCUGUGCUUUAUGGAUUCCAGAGGUGAGCAUUGGUAGUCCAGAGAAGAUGGAGCCCAUAACAAAGGUGUCUCAUAUCUCAAGCAGUAGAUGGGCCUUAACAUGUAGCCUUUGUUCAGAAAAAACAGGAGCCUGCAUCCAGUGCUCUGCAAAGUACUGCCGGACAGCUUUCCACGUCACCUGUGCUUUUGCCAAAGGUUUGGAAAUGAAAACAAUUCUGACAGAAAAUGAUGAAGUCAAGUUUAAAUCAUACUGUUUAAACCAUAGUACUGGGGGUCCAGAAGGUGUAAAAAAUAAUGGAAAUGCCACAUCUGAUGGUGACUUUCAAAAAAAUAUGCUUCAGAUGUCUGUGGAUCAGAACCAGCAGGAAACCCAACGCCUUAGCUCACGUAAACAGAAACUUCAACAACUAGAGGAUGAUUUUUAUACAUUUGUUAAUGCCUCUAAAGUGGCCCAAGACCUGCAGUUGACUGAAGAGGUGGUGGACUUCAUUUAUCAGUACUGGAAAAUGAAGAGAAAAGCCAAUUUCAAUAAACCUCUGAUCACACCAAAGAAGGACGAAGAGGACAACCUAGCCAAGCAAGAACAGGACGUGUUGUUCAGACGGCUGAAACUCUUCACACAUCUUCGUCAGGAUCUUGAGAGGGUCAGAAAUCUGACUUAUAUGUUGACACGGAGAGAAAAGAUGAAAAGGUCCAUUUGUAAAGUGCAGGAACAAAUAUUCAAUCUCCAGGUAAAACUUCUGGAGCAAGAAAAAGUUGCUGGUGAGUACCCAUUUGACAUUUUUCCAAUAUACUAUGUUUGGGACAGGGUUACUGCCAAGAUGAAUCCCUCCUUAUUGGCCAAGGUUGCUUCAGAGUUUACUUUGAACCAGCUUAUUCUCUUGCAAGUUUUCUUUCCAAAUUUCAGUAACAAAGGUCUACCCUUGUCAGUUUUUCCAGAAAGUGUGCAGUUUACUUGGAUACCUCAAUCUGCUCAGGCCUCUCAUAUGGAGGAUUUCAAGUGGCAGUCAUUUAUUAUGGGCAAGGAGCAUCUUCAUUCUUCAGAAAGGCACUCGGCAAAGGUCGCACAGAAGAAAGACAAAGUACUGACCAAAAAAAUCAGUAUGUACAGUGACUGCAAUAAAUCAGAUUACAGGAACAAAAAGGAUAAAGGUACCGUAACUCAGGGCAGCCACAUAGCUAAAGAAAACUCAGAGGCAGUGCUUGCUUCUGCACAACAGAGGAAUGGACUACUUGUGCCUGAGCAUAGGAAGAGGAGAGAUAACCAGUCCCAAAGUGAGGAGCCCAGAUUUGGACUGAGAGAAAAAGGUUCUUCUAAAGAGAGGCACAGGCCUUUAAGAUCCACAGAAUUGCAGUCAGAUAACAGGGGAAGAACUUUGCAUCUGUCAAGUUGCAGUAACAGCAAAUCAUUUGCAUCUGGCAUCCGUAAGCCAUCUGGGGACACAGUGACCAAGUGCAAUGGGUCAAUAAAUAGAAGCAGUUGUAAGCAAAUUGUAGUCAAAGUGCCUCGUGUCCCUACAGGUCCAGUAAAAAACUGGGGGGGAUUCAAAAUACCUAAAAAAGGAGAACGCCAACAUACAGCUGAAAUGCAGCUGGAAGUAUGCCAAGACAAUAAGGACUACCAGUUCAGCAUGAGUACAGUUAAGUGUAAAGAGAGUGCAAAAAACAGACUAAAGACAGACAUUGAGAAUGACGGAUAUACUCCAGAUGCCGAAAUGAGUGAUUCUGAGAUAGAAACAAAGAAAAAGUGCAGGCCCCACAGGCUAAGUACAAAUAACAUUAACAGGAGGUAUGAGACUAAUAUCAUUAGGAGAAGCAUACUAGCUUCCUGAUCCAAUGUUGAGUAACAUUAACUUAUUGCCGGUGGUCGCUACCCACAAAGAUGUAUCACUACUGAUACCAGUGAGUUCAGGUUUUGCUUGGUUUGCUUCUGCAGGUAUUUUUUUUUGGUACACAGAAACAGCUGAUAUGUGAAUGCCUGCAUCUAAAGAAGUGUGUUAUAUACUGUUCCUGGACAAUUUUGUAAUGGUGUGUACAUUUUGAAAUGUUUUGACAUACAAAAUGUCAUUUUUCUAAGAUGAGCCACGCCUAGAGAACCUGUUGUUGAAACACUAAAGCAGCUAUUGAAGAGGUCACGCAAAUGAAUGACCGUGCUUGAUGGACCAAUCUAGAAGCUAGGAUUUAUAUACUCAGUUAGGAUUUGUAAUGAAUUCUGCUUAUUUUCCCUGUAAGCACAGUCUUUUGUUUAGUUUAGUAGCACUUACUUUGAGAGAAUGUCAUGCAGUACUACUGCGAAGAGUUGACACUAAUGACUCAUAAACACUGUUUGACAGUGGUUUUACAGUUUCACAUGCAACUCUUGUUUACAAAUUAUUAUGUUUUAUGUACUUUGAUCAUUUCCGGUACCGCACCUUUCACCCCAAAAUACCUACUUAAUAUUAAGUAUAGUCAACAGUCAGAUAUUGGUUGUAAGUUUAAUAAACCUAGAUGAAAUGCAUUUUCUAAAACAAAAGUGUGUACAGUUGCAGCUUCCUGAAAUGUGAAUGGGGAACUGAUAUUUUUGUUUAGUCACUAAUUUUGUUCUUUUUAACAAGCUAAUUGCACUUAAUUAGGGUAGCAGCAAUAAAGAGAUUAAAAUGUAAAUGGUACACCA